AUGGAGACCUCAGUAAGUGGCAUCACGACUCUUCCUAAUAUCCUCUUUGACCGAUCCACAAACAACUUGAAAGCCAUUGUCGAUUUUGACUUUGGCCAUAGCGGCAGCCCGCUGACCGAGUAUCUUUAUUCGUUUCCGGAAUUUUACGGUCUUUUACUUGGCGUCGCGGAGCCAAUGAAUGGCCUGCGCGACUUGAUACUGAACGGGUACACUGGGGCGACCCGGCCGAGCCUUGUUGUUGGAAAGACGUGGGAAGUAGCACUCGCUGCCGAGGGAGCGCAGCGGCCGUCUACCAUCGAGGGAGCAGACAUUGUGUCGGAUGUGUGGUGGCUCGGUCAGGAGCUUCUGCAGUUCCACUGGAUGAUUCCGCGGCUCCAUGAGCGAAUGUCGGCCGAAGACAAGGAGCGGUCGCGCAACAAGUCUGCGAUGCGUCUGCAGACGUAUUUAGAGCAUUGGGGGUACUAG
This is a messenger RNA of Akanthomyces muscarius, 465 nucleotides long. RefSeq lists its product as uncharacterized. The record is from RefSeq and is a predicted model, not a curated record. Bases 1 to 465 code for a protein of 154 amino acids. The transcript has 2 exons. Lineage: Eukaryota; Fungi; Ascomycota; Sordariomycetes; Hypocreales; Cordycipitaceae.